Messenger RNA from Racocetra persica, 983 nucleotides. Lineage: Eukaryota; Fungi; Glomeromycota; Glomeromycetes; Diversisporales; Gigasporaceae. The record is from the annotation of a GenBank genome assembly.
AAAAAGAAUUGGACGAAAGAACCUUGGAUGAAUUGACUGAGAGAUUUGUUCGUCAUCUCCCAGAAAUUCUGGAAAAAUCCAAAUUGAGUGCGGUCGACAAGUUGCCUUAUAUGACUAUGAUGCGGGAAAGACUUAACAUUUUAAUUAACUUACCUGAUCGACGAAAAAUUGACGAGGACUUGGAAAAAGAAACUAAAGAGGAAAUUAAAAAACAGCAAGAGGAUGGAGAAAUGAAAAAACAUUUGGAGCGUUUGGAAAAAGAACCUUAUCCAGAGUAUGUAAAAAAAACUGCUUACGAGGAAAUUGAACGCUAUGAGGCCAUGCAUCCUAAUUUAGUCCGAGUUCGCCAAAAACUAGACGAAAAUCACUAUGGACUUGAAGAAGUAAAGGAAAAAAUUUGCCCACCAGGAGUGGGAAAAACUUCCAUUGCUAAAUCCAUAGCCGAAGCCUUGGGUUUGCCAUUUGUCAUUCUCUCGGCAGCCGGGGUUAACGACGUAGCGACAGUAAAAGGUCAUAUCCGCACUUAUGUUGGAUCUAUGCCAGGCCGAAUCAUCCAAUUAGCCAAAAAAGCUGAGGUUCUUGACCCACAGCAAAAUAAAAAGUUUAUCGAUAAUUAUUUAGGAGAAGAAAUUCCUUAUGACUUGUCGAAGAUCGAAAAAUUUCAUAUUGCCAAAGAUUACCGCAUUCCUGUCGUUUUGGAGAAAUAUCGCUCUAUUACUAAAGACGAAAAAGGAGAGAGAAUAAAGUUUACUGACGAAGCCAUUAAACACUUAAUAAGAAAUUAUACUCGUGAGGCGGGCGUGCGAGAAUUGAACCGCAAAAUUGAAACUGUAGUCCAAAAAUUUAUUGUCCAAUUUAUUCAGGGCAAAAAAAAGGAAUUAAUAGUUACUCCCGAAAAUUUGCCAGAAUACUUGAAAAAACCCCACGAAUUUACUAAAAAACGCAAGCAUCCGGAAAUUGGAGCUGCAACUGGCUUAGCCUGA